CAGGGUAGGAGGUCAGGCCUCCAUUUUUACCAGCAGCUGUCCACUGGCAUGUCAACGGGAGUGUCACAGCGGUGCAUUCAGGGGUUCAGACGGUGAUCCGCUGUUGCUGCAGUGUGCACUCCAAAGGCUCACCCUCACCGUCUGACCAUCCAGGACCCUGCCUGCGGCCCCCACCCCCCAACAUGGCAGACCAGUACCAGUACAACGCCAAUGAGGAGAAGAAGAUCAAGGACAGCCAUACUAAGGAGAUCGAUCUCAUCAACAGAGACCCCAAGCAGAUCAAUGACGAUGUGGUGAAGGUGGAGUUUGAGGACGUGAUAGCAGAGCCAGACGGUACACACAGCCUGGACGGCGUCUGGAAGCUGAGCUACACCACCUUCACUGUGUCCAAGUACUGGUGCUACCGCAUCCUGUCGGCCAUCUUUGGCAUCCCCGUGGCCCUGCUGUGGGGCUUCCUGUUCGCCUUCAUCUCUUUCCUCCACAUCUGGGCGGUGGUGCCCUGCAUCAAGAGCUGCCUGAUCGAGUCGCAGUGCAUCAGUCGCAUCUACUCGCUCUGCAUUCAGACCUUCUGCGACCCUUUCUUCGAAGCCCUAGGCAAGAUAUUCAGCAGCGUGCGCGUGGCUUUGCGCAAAGAAGUCUGAAAACUCAAAAAAGUAUUGCCAAACAAGCUCUGCUCCCUUUUUCUACAACAGAUGUUCUUAUGUUCAAGGAGUUUCACCAAAUUAGUAUAAUUUUGUACAAAAAGUACACUUGCUGAUUUUGAUUCUGAAUAAAUGGAUUGAAAGAAAGCAACAUUAGCCAGGAGUUUUCAAAGUAUGAUUUACCAUUCAUGUUAAGGUGCAGCAGCUUGAAUUAUCUUUUUUUUUUUUUUAUGAUUUAUUUCUUUUAGUUCCCACAGUGAGAGUGUAAACAGGGUCUUGGGUGAGCAGGAAACUUGUUUUUUUCAUGAAACCUCGCUUUAAAAAUCCCUAAAUGCUUGAAAAUUGCAAUAAAAACAUAAAAAUGUGUGAUGUUCAACAUGAAAAGCAUUUACCUCAAUGUAACUCUGUUUGGAAGUACAUGUUUUAAUUGAUUGUGACAAUUUGUAGUUUCUUGAAACAAUUAAAUUCUGAGCUAUUGCAUCCUAAAUAUGCUUU
Nerophis lumbriciformis (worm pipefish) is the source of this 1136-nucleotide messenger RNA. It is a transcript of the gene cav3, whose product is annotated as caveolin 3. The record is from RefSeq and is a predicted model, not a curated record. Gene Ontology annotation, cellular component: sarcolemma; caveola; focal adhesion. NCBI's taxonomy places the organism in Eukaryota, Metazoa, Chordata, Actinopteri, Syngnathiformes, Syngnathidae. Gene Ontology annotation, biological process: regulation of membrane potential; regulation of cytosolic calcium ion concentration; cell differentiation. Gene Ontology annotation, molecular function: molecular adaptor activity; transmembrane transporter binding.